Pieris napi is the source of this 1507-nucleotide messenger RNA. It is a transcript of the gene NGR-A28, whose product is annotated as adipokinetic hormone/corazonin-related peptide receptor variant I-like. NCBI's taxonomy places the organism in Eukaryota, Metazoa, Arthropoda, Insecta, Lepidoptera, Pieridae. The record is from RefSeq and is a predicted model, not a curated record. The transcript has 8 exons. Gene Ontology annotation, biological process: G protein-coupled receptor signaling pathway. Gene Ontology annotation, molecular function: vasopressin receptor activity; peptide binding. The coding region runs from base 134 to 1381 and encodes 415 amino acids. Gene Ontology annotation, cellular component: membrane.
GCGGACGCGUCGUAGGCUAUCUACGCGGUUUGUUUCGUUACGACGAUUUUACGAGGGCUAUAUUGUUAAUAAAAUUUUGAAUACGUGUUAUAUAUCUAACUGUAUCUAAUGUGUGAAAUGUGAUUAUUUUAAAAUGAAUAAAACAGUAGACUUUUGGGAUUACUUUAAUAUGGAUUUCACGAUUAAUUCAACUGAAGUUGUGGAUUCAGUGCCAACUGCGGAGCAGGAGUUUGUUGUUGGAGUGUAUAGUGUUUUGUUUAUUAUUGGUUCUAUGGGCAACGUUGCUGUGUUUAUCGCUCUGAUCCGGUCAAGGCGUAGGAAGUCUAGAGUUAACUUGUUAAUGACUCAUUUAGUCGUGGCUGACUUGAUUGUCACGUUUAUUGUUAUUCCAUUAGAGAUCGGUUGGCGCACCACAAAUGCUUGGUUGGCAGGUAACGGAGCCUGCAAAUUCUUUUUGGUCCUUCGAGCUUUCGGCCUCUACCUUUCUUCAAAUGUUUUAGUCUGCAUAUCUUUAGACAGGUUCUUCGCUGUGUUGUAUCCUCUACGAUUAGCGAUAGCAAGAAAAAGGAGUAAGACAAUGCUUUCUAUUGCAUGGAUAGUUGCGCUUCUUUGCAGUGCACCUCAAAGUCUCGUGUUUCGAGUGAUGCAUCAUCCCACGGUACCCGAUUUCGAACAGUGUGUGUCGUUCGGUGCAUUUUCGAAUCAACACCAAGAGUUGGCGUAUAAUGUGGCAUGUCUGCUUGCGAUGUACUUUAUUCCACUCGCAAUUAUAACUAUAUGCUACGCAUGUAUCUUCUUUGAAAUCUCGAAGAAUGCUCAGGACAUGUCAGGUAAAUGUGUGCAGUCAGAUCAGGGCAGGAUCCAACUGCGAAGAUCAGAUCAGAGACCAUUGGCAAGAGCACGUCGGCGAACUUUAAGAAUGACCGUGACCAUUGUUAGUGUCUUUGCUUGCUGUUGGCUCCCGUAUGCAACAAUGACAUUAUGGUACAUGUUCGAUCGAAAAUCAGCCAUGAACGUCUCUGCCCGUAUCCAAGAUCUUUUCUUCAUAAUGGCAGUUUCGAACUCUUGUGUGGACCCACUCGUGUAUGGAUCUUUUACCCUGGAUAUGAAUAUCAUCCAAAUGAUUUUGAAGAAGGUGUUAUGUAUUCACAGAGAAAAUCUUGAUGUUAAACCUGCUCCAGCGUACAGCAGAAAAUCGCAAGGCGCUGUUUUGGUAACAAAGAAACACGUGAAUUCGCCGCGUGGGUACCAAGAAACAUCACUGGUCGUUCCCAGUGGGAGCACUGACCCCAAUCCCCAAACUGGUUGGAGCGAUCGUCACGACAAGACAAACGAUAUAUUUACUUUACAAUCGAAUAGGUGCUGUAAACUGAAUAAGUGAGUUGACGGCUUAUUGGUCUCGUGGUUAGUACCCCUGACUGCGACCCACUGCGACGACUGCGACCUCCAUGGGUCCCGGGUUCGAUCCCCGGCUGAGACAAGACAUCGAUGUGAUGAGCAUUUGGUG